This is a messenger RNA of Salvia hispanica, 1907 nucleotides long. Its product is annotated as selenium-binding protein 1-like. The record is from RefSeq and is a predicted model, not a curated record. Gene Ontology annotation, molecular function: selenium binding. Lineage: Eukaryota; Viridiplantae; Streptophyta; Magnoliopsida; Lamiales; Lamiaceae.
UCUCCUACACCACUUUCCCUACUCCCCCGAGGACCGGACAGAGGGAGUAUUUAUUUAAAAAUUCUGGGUGGACAUGAAAUACUCCAUAAGGUGUAUAUGUAGAUUGUUUAUGCUAAGUGGUAUAGUGGGAGAGGGGUUUGGAGUGGUUUAGGAUUUGGGCGUUGGUUUAUUUCAGCAGCAACUAGACUUAGAGUGAGAAGGAUGGCAACCGAUAUGGUUGUUUUACAGCAUGCAGAGGUGGAAAAUGGGUGCUGUAAUAAAGGACCAGGUUAUGCUUCUCCGCUUCAAGCCAUGUCUGGCCCUAACGAAGCCUUAAUCUAUGUUACUUGUAUAUAUACUGGAACUGGAAAAGAGAAGCCAGAUUACCUUGCUACUGUGGAUACUGAUCCGAAUUCGCCAACGUAUUCCAAAGUCAUUCAUAGGCUGUCCAUGCCUUACCUUGGAGACGAACUGCACCACUCUGGAUGGAAUGCUUGCAGCUCUUGCCAUGGCGAUCCAUCAGCUGUGAGACGCUUUCUUGUCCUGCCUUCCCUACUGUCUGGGCGCAUAUAUGCCGUUGAUACUCAAAAGGAUCCGAGGGCUCCAUCUUUGCAUAAGGUCGUUGAUCCCAAGGAUAUAAUAGAGAAGACGGGGCUGGCAUAUCCUCACACAGCUCACUGUCUCGCGUCUGGUGAAAUCAUGGUGUCAUGUCUUGGAGAUAAAGAUGGGAAUGCUGAAGGAAAUGGAUUUCUACUACUGGAUUCUGACUUUAAUGUCAAAGGAAGGUGGGAGAAACCGGGGCACAGCCCCCUUUAUGGCUAUGAUUUCUGGUACCAGCCUCGACACAAGACCAUGAUCAGCACAUCGAUGGGAGCUCCUUCCACUUUUAUCAAAGGUUUCAACCUUCAGCAUGUUUCUGAUGGUUUAUAUGGGAGACAUUUGCACGUCUACAGCUGGCCAGGAGGAGAGCUGAAACAGACGUUGGAUCUUGGAAAUAAUGGCCUCGUACCUUUGGAGAUAAGAUUCUUGCAUGAUCCAGCCAAAGAUACAGGCUUCGUGGGAUGUGCUAUGGCAAGCACUAUGGUAAGGUUUUUCAAGAAGGCAGAUGAGACUUGGGGUCAUGAGGUAGCAAUAUCAGUGAAGCCACUCAAGGUGCAGAACUGGAUUCUACCCGAGAUGCCUGGUCUUAUAACUGACUUCUUGAUAUCCCUUGAUGAUCGUUUCCUCUACCUUGCCAACUGGUUUCAUGGCGACAUCAGACAGUAUAACGUUGAAGAUCCUGCAAAUCCGCGUUUGGUAGGCCAGGUUUGGGUGGGAGGCUCAAUCCAGAGAGGAAGUCCUGUUGUGGCAGAGGCGGAAGAUGGCACAACAUACCAGACCCAACUACCUCAAGUCCAAGGGCACCAACUAAGAGGUGGGCCGCAGAUGAUACAACUGAGCUUGGACGGGAAGCGCCUGUAUGUUACAAACUCACUGCUCAGUGCUUGGGACUGUCAGUUUUAUCCGGAGAUGGUGGAGAAAGGCAGUCACAUGCUCCAGAUUGAUGUCGACACGGAGAGGGGAGGUCUAGAGAUCAACCCUAGGUUCUUCGUGGACUUUGGAGCUGAGCCAGAUGGCCCGUCCCUCGCCCACGAGAUGAGGUAUCCUGGUGGAGAUUGCACUUCAGACAUCUGGAUGUAAAAUUUCUUUUCUGGACAUGGUUUUAGUAAUGGUUGCAGCAGCCAAACUUGAUUUGGAUUAUAUAUAGAUCAUAAAGUGCAACCAUAUAUAUAGUACGAGUAUGUUAUUCUAUGAAACUUUAUUUAGUUAUACAGUGUACUUUGAUCAUCUUCAUGGUUUGUAACAGAAAAUUGUCAGACAUGUGACAUUAAUAGUAAUAUUAGUGUAAGAAAUAUUAUAGUAAUACUUCAGACAUAUUGCACUUCAGA